This is a messenger RNA of Schizosaccharomyces osmophilus, 1743 nucleotides long. RefSeq names its product dihydroxyacetone kinase Dak1 (gene dak1). The transcript has a single exon. Bases 1 to 1743 code for a protein of 580 amino acids. Gene Ontology annotation, cellular component: cytosol. Lineage: Eukaryota; Fungi; Ascomycota; Schizosaccharomycetes; Schizosaccharomycetales; Schizosaccharomycetaceae. Gene Ontology annotation, biological process: glycerol catabolic process. Gene Ontology annotation, molecular function: glycerone kinase activity; ATP binding. The record is from RefSeq and is a predicted model, not a curated record.
AUGGACAAACACUUUAUUAACGACCCUGAUGUCUUGGUCAAAGGCGCUCUUAAAUCCUUGACUUCAUUAAACAAGACCCUUACUGUUCAUGAGGAGGGAAAAUUUAUUUACUACCACGAAUAUAAUAAGAAAAAUGUCAGUGUUAUAUCAGGCGGUGGUGCAGGGCACGAACCCACUCACUCCUCGUUUGUUGGCAAGGGGAUGCUAAGUGCUACAAUCUGUGGCUCUAUUUUUGCUUCCCCUUCUUCUAAACAAAUUAAUGCCGGUAUUAAGCAAGUCAAGUCGGAUGCUGGUACUUUGGUGAUUUGCAAAAAUUAUACGGGCGAUGUCCUUCAUUUUGCUAUGGCUGUGGAAAAAGAAAGAGCCGCUGGAAGACAGGCUGAAUUGGUCGCCGUGGGCGAUGAUGUCUCUGUUGGCCGUGCCAAGAGUGGUAAGGUCGGUCGUCGUGGUCUCGCCGGUACCGUUCUCGUUCACAAAUUGGCCGGUGCCGCUGCUUGCCAUGGUAUUGCUUUGGAAGGCCUUGUAAAACUUUGCCGUGCUGCCAAUGAUAACAUGGUCAGUAUUAACGCUUCUUUGGCACAUGUCCAUGUUCCCGGACAAGGUGCUCGUUCCGAAGAUGAAUGCAUGGCUCACGACGAAAUGGAGCUCGGUAUGGGUAUCCACAACGAACCCGGUUGCCGUCGCAUCUCCCCUAUUCCCUCUAUUGAUGAACUUGUAUCUGAAAUGCUAAAGCAACUCUUGGACCAAUCGGAUAAGGAUCGUGCUUAUGUGAAUAUCAACAGUGAGGAUGAGGUGGUGUUAGUCAUGAAUAACCUUGGUGGUUUGUCCUUGCUUGAAUUCAGUGCUGUUUCUAGUAAAGUCGAGGAAGCCCUUGCCGAACAGUAUUCCAUUCAUCCAGUCCGUGUCUAUGCCGGUACCUUCACCACCAGUUUGAACGGUCUUGGUUUUGGUAUCACCUUGUUCCGUACCACCGACCUUGUAAACAUUAAUGGUAAGGAUAUUUCCUUCAUCGAUUUGCUAGAUGAACCUGUUGAGGCUAUUGGCUGGCCUUACUGCCAACCUGCAAACAGAAACUCCAAGAACAAGAUUGGCAACAUCAGCAUUCAAGAAGCUCAUGCCGAUAUUCAUUCUCCUGUCAAAAUCAACAAAGAAGCUGUUCGCAGGAUUAUUCUUACCGCCAUGCAAAAUGUAAUUGAUGCGGAACCCGAGAUUACCAAGUUUGAUACAAUUGCGGGUGACGGUGAUUGCGGUACCACAUUGAAGCGGGGUGCUGAAGGUGUCGCUGACUUUGUCAAAUCUGACAAAUUCUGCGAUGACCCAAUUCGUCUAGUUCGCGAUAUUGCCGACGUCAUUGAAGACAAUAUGGACGGUACCUCUGGUGCUUUGUAUGCCAUCUUUUUCCAUGGUUUCGCCAAGGGCGUGAAGGAUCAUCUACAGGAAAAGAAGGAUGUUUCCACCAAGAUGUGGUCCAGCGCCCUGAAUGCUGCUUUGAAUACUCUCUUCAAGUAUACUCCUGCUCGCCCUGGUGAUCGUACUAUGUGCGAUGCUCUUGUUCCAUUUGUCGAAAAGUUCGUCGAAACCGACAACAUCCAUGCUGCUGUUAAGACUGCUCGCGAGGGUGCUGAAAGUACUGCAUACUUGCAAGCUAAGCUCGGUCGUGCUGUUUAUGUUGGUGGAGAUGUGAAGGUUCCCGAUGCCGGUGCUCUUGGUGUUGCUGCUAUCGUAGAAGGUUUCGCCAAGUAG